This is a messenger RNA of Monomorium pharaonis (pharaoh ant), 2630 nucleotides long. RefSeq lists its product as uncharacterized. The record is from RefSeq and is a predicted model, not a curated record. The transcript has a single exon. The coding region runs from base 1876 to 2355 and encodes 159 amino acids. NCBI's taxonomy places the organism in Eukaryota, Metazoa, Arthropoda, Insecta, Hymenoptera, Formicidae.
CUCUGAAUCCGCGCACCGGAAUGCUCGGUCGGACUCUCGAAUGACCGUCUCUGAAUCCGCGCACCGGAUCGGCCGGUCGGACUCUCGGAGGGCAGGGUCGAAGUCCGCGUUUCCCGUCGAAAGUGAACAGCCCUCUGAACGCGAAGUGAGCGUGGUAGGGUCCGGAUAAGCGCGAGCCCGCCUGAUCGCCCGUCUCCGUUUUCUUUUUAGAUUCGACCGAUUACGAUGGAAGAAACUAUUGUCCACUACAAUUUUAAGUUUGAUUUUAUAUAACGAAAAUCGGGAUCCGGUAAAAAUUUAUGUCUAGAGACUUACUACUUGUCGAGAUGUUUCCUCUGGAAGGAGCGUAAUCCGGAGUGUCGGUCUCUGGGUACUCGGGCGAUUCUCGGUUGGCCGGAAUAAGUCAGUCCGUCAGGACCCUAGGCUGGUGGAACUGGAGAGUGAUAAUCCACGGAAGUACACCAGUGCACUCACUUCACUUGCGGUUCGCUUUUUGUUCAACACUUAAUGUUUGUCCCGACUCGCACUCAAGCAAUCGUGAAAAAUUGUGAACUCGCGAAAUUUUUGGACUCGUACUCGGUCAAGAGUAAAAAGCGGAAAAGCUGCUCGCGGUCUUUGGGAUCGCGAUUUUAUACUCAAUUUUCCGAAGGGAAGGGUUGAGGUGUAGGCGGUGUCAUUCUUGGAUUGGUGGGCCUUUUCAAAACCACCAAAUUUGGAGCUUGUCUACUGGGAACUCGCGAAAUUAUUAUUUUGUAGAAAUGACCAGCUAUUGGUCCAUCUCUUCUCGUCUCCGCCCGAUUUGGUUUUGGUUUUGAGUAUAGGAGAGGGAUGUUUAUAAUUUUUCGCUCCUCUUAUCUUUAGGUCACUCAAACAAACAAGCAAGCAAAAAAAAGGGUCUUUAUGUCUUCCUGUAGAAUUUUAGUGAGAAACAUACUCUUAUUGAUUGAGCGCGGACAGCGUUUUUGCUGUGAAUAAUAAAUUUUUAUAGUUUCCGGAGGUUCGUUGUUUGAAGAUUUUAAUUUCUUUAGGUUUCAAUAUUUCCCUUUUCCUUUGCUUAGCGUCGGGUACCGAUCCAGGGCAUUGUUAGAGUAAUGUUCGGUAAUAAAGUUAUUUAUUAUAUUUUUUAUUCUAGACUCGACAUUGCCCCAGACUUCCCAAAAGAAUUAAAUCAUAUCUAACGGUCGCUCUCAAAAUAGUUUACAGAUGGGGAACUAUGCAUUUGUUUGAUCACUAUUUCCUUCGGUUUAUGUAUUUAUUAUUCCUAAAAAAAAAUAAAAUUUUAAAUUGUCGCUAUAUCUCACGAACUUGUGCGUGACGAUAGAGCGAUCCUUUGCAAACAUUUCUUACUCUUGGCGACCGUUAGAGUACGAUUUCUCUUACUUAAUUGUUUUCCUUACAAGGACAACGAGAAGAAAAACGUUAAGUCCACCGGACGUAACAGUAUACAACGCGAAAUAUUUAAGAAAUAUUACACGCCAACAAAAAUUUCUAAAAUAUCUAUACAAUUAAUUGUGGCAAUUAAAUUUCAACAGAUAAGUAUAUUAAUUGGUGUAUAUUUAAUUAAUAUCUUAAUUGGUGUAUAUUUUGAUAUAUUUAUAGAUAAUUCACUGCUGUAUUUGGAUUACGAAACUGUAGCAAUCAGUUUCAAUUUUGCAAUAGACAAUAACGAAAAUAUUUCCCAUUCUGCACCAGCAAUCCAAUCAAUCUCGCUUACAAGUGCAUCGACUUCAUGGCAGAAUAACAGCAGCGAAAAAGAAAACCGCAAUCCAUGGUCCAAAGGACAAAUAUUAUCGCUGAUCGACUUGUAUAAAACACAUGAAAAGUAUUUUUAAAAUAUCACGUUAAAAAAAAUAAAGUGUGGUUAAUGAUAAGUUAAUGAUAACUGAAAUGAAAAGCCAUACAAUGGAACAAUGUAAAAACAAGUUCAAAUAUUUGAAACAAAAAUACGUGAAAAAAAAAGAUAACAUGGGAACGAAAAGCAGCGGCGCAUCACAGAUUAAGUUUGACUUUUUUAAUGAAAUGGAUGAAAUAUUUCGGAAUGAACCGAAUGUCACUCCAUUAUGCACAGCUCCUUCCUCUCGAGGAAAAAGUAAUAUGAAAUCAAUAGAAGGUGUUGAAAACAUCGAUGAUGACGAAAACUCGUCGAUAAACCAAUCAGAUAUCGAAUCACCGCCACCGAAAAAACGCAAGACCAGCCAGCUAGAAAUAAAAUUGGAGAACUUCGAAAAAAAUGUAAAGGGUAAAGAAGAAGAGAGGGGUAAGAGACAUAAAGAGAAUUUAGUAAGACAGGAUCAGGUAUUACAAAUUAUGAAAGAAAUUGCUGAUAGUUUUAAAAUAUUUGUCAAUAAAAAGUGAAAGGCUUUUCAUGAAAACUUUAUAAUAUUUUUAUAUACAGCUGUUACUUCCCACUCGGCAUGUAAUGUUUCUAAAAUAUUUUAUUUGAAAUGUUACACUGUAUACAGCAAUAUCAAAGAAAUAUUUCACGACUAUUUCUGCAACACUUCUGCAAUGUUUCAAUGUCCGCGAUCAUUUCAAGUGCAAUCUUUUUGAAAGAUUUUAAUAAUAUUUCGAUAAUAUUACUGAAAUAUUUUUGAAACAUAUUUAUGCAGAUAGCAGAAACAUUUCAGAAA